Rhagoletis zephyria (snowberry fruit fly) is the source of this 2766-nucleotide messenger RNA. RefSeq names its product ubiquinone biosynthesis protein COQ8, mitochondrial. Gene Ontology annotation, biological process: ubiquinone biosynthetic process. Lineage: Eukaryota; Metazoa; Arthropoda; Insecta; Diptera; Tephritidae. The record is from RefSeq and is a predicted model, not a curated record.
AUGGCACGUUCAGCACAAGAUGCUCUGGCUGUAUUGCGAGGCAUACAACUGGUAGCGGAGGCGUUGUGUCGCGAGCAGAGCGCACAGUGUAAACAGCGUUGGAGUCAGUCGAGUAUACGCGAGCUAUUGCAGGGAAAUUUUCAACAGAGCGCAAAUUAUUUGCAGCAAGUUGGCACACAACCAACGGAGGAGCUGAAAAAGUUGCAACAAUUGCUACAGGAAACUAGUGAGCGCACGUGCGUUGUAAUAGAGGGAUUGCGACAAUUGAGCCUUUCCAAAGUGCCUAACGAAUUGCGUAUGACUCAGCAGACGUUGCAGCGAGCAAUGAGUGAUGUAAUUGGUGAUGCGGGUAUUGGCAAGACUGCUGGAGAGGGUGGUGCUGUGAAACCCAGUGGAACAGUCAAUUUUAGUAGCAGCAAUGCUGGUGCUGCCAACGCUGGCAAGACCGGUAGUCCUUUGGAUGCAACACAGCUUGACAUAUCGUCCAUUACACUACAGGAAUUGGAGGAAAUACUUUCGAAACGUAAUAAAAAUCGUGAUAUUAGCUUGCGUACGCCAUCCACAGAGCAUAAGCAAGUGAAAGAUGUGACUGUGCAACCAACGGAAGCAGUUACACUAGCAGCUGGUAAAACGCCAACGGCAGCAACAACAAGCGCAAAUACCACAGCGACCGCAACAUCUACCACAACGGCUGCCGCGAAUCCAAUUUCAUCUGAUGCAUUGAAAGCAGACACAGUGUAUGUAGAAAAUAUAUUAAAAACAAUUGCCGGAGACACAUCUGCGCCGGACUCUGGAAGCACAACUUCCAUCGAAUUGCCCACCUUGAGCAAAGUGGCCAAACAACGACGUGUUCCGUCCAGUCGUUUGGGACGUAUGGUUUCGUUUGGCGGUCUUUUUGCUGGUCUAGGUGUCGGCACUAUAAACGAAUUAACUAAGGGCGCACUUGGUUUAGGCGGCUCGAAAAACUUGAAGGAGGCCCUACUAAGUCCAGCUAAUGCGGAACGAAUUGUCGACACACUUUGCAAGGUGCGCGGUGCAGCGCUGAAAAUCGGCCAAAUACUAAGUAUACAGGAUUCGAAGGUGGUGUCACCACAGCUGGCUAAAGCUUUUGAACGUGUACGCCAUGCGGCCGACUAUAUGCCCGAUUGGCAAGUGGAGCGCGUAAUGAUCACACAAUUGGGCGCCGAUUGGCGUAAUCUUUUGGAAAGUUUCGAUGAGAAACCAUUUGCGGCGGCUUCCAUUGGGCAGGUACAUCGCGCUACAUUGAAAGAUGGCAUGCAAGUGGCUAUAAAAAUUCAAUAUCCUGGCGUGGCGCAAAGCAUCGAAAGUGAUAUUGAUAAUUUAGUAGGCAUGCUCAAAGUAUGGGAUGUCUUUCCACACGGCUUCUUCAUUGACAAUGUGGUCAAGGUGGCCAAACGUGAACUAAAUUGGGAAGUAGAUUAUACACGUGAAGCUGAAUAUACAGAUAAAUUUAAGCAGAUGAUUGCACCCUAUCACGAGUACUAUGUACCGAAGGUCAUUAAAGAAUUGACUACUAGCAGCGUACUGACUACAGAAUUAGUGCCAGGUGUACCAUUGGACAAGUGCUUCGAUUUAAGCUAUGAGCAUCGCCAUCACAUUGCUUCGUCUAUACUCAAGUUGUGCUUGCGUGAGCUGUUCGAGUUGGAAUGCAUGCAAACCGAUCCGAAUUGGUCGAAUUUCCUUUAUGAUGUUGAUACGAAGAGACUAAUGUUAAUUGAUUUUGGUUCAACGCGUUUCUAUCAAAAGCAAUUCAUACGCAAUUAUCGGCAGGUAAUAAUGCACGCUGCAGAGAAUAAUCGUGAAGGUGUCUUGCGCAUGUCACGCGAAAUGGGUUUUCUCACAGGUUAUGAAACCAAGCAAAUGGAAGAGGCGCAUGUGGAUGCUGUUAUGAUACUUGGCGAAAUAUUUCGCUUUGAUGGUGAUUUUGAUUUCGGCCGGCAGAACACUACCGAACGCAUUGCUCAUUUAGUACCCACAAUGGUCGCACAUCGCCUUUGUCCACCGCCAGAGGAAAUCUAUUCCAUACAUCGCAAAUUAUCUGGUAUAUUUUUGCUGUGCUCACGCCUAAAUGUACGACUUAAUUGUCGGCCGUACUAUGAUGAAAUUGUUAUUCAGAAGUUCAAGGAGUAAUAUUGGAAAGGCACAAACUGUUAGAUAUACAUACGUUGCCUUUAUAAUACGAUCGCCUUGCUGUUUUUCUAACCAUUUUAAGUAUAUUUGUAAGACAAGCUGUUGUUUGUUCGUGUAUUUAAGGUACUUAGGUGGAUUUGUAACUUGUCUUAAAUCGUACAGCCGAAUUUUUGUUUAGUUUAAGCAUACAGUUAAAUUAAAUAAAUGAAAUAAAAUGAUUAAUGUAGCUUACCACAUGCAAUACCAUAGCACUGCUCUCACGACAGCUGGCCAGACGUAACCGACCUAGAUUUUAUAAUUGGCCUUGUAUAUUCACUUCACCAGAAUUCCCUAAAACACACAACAAGCAAUGCAUUCUAUGCAAUUUAUGCAAUUUAUUCGGAAAAAUGCUUAGGAUUUCACUUUACACACUUAAAUUAACUUUAACACUUAUUUGGGGAUUUUUUAAGCGGUAUACUACGUUUUACACUUCUCAAAUACACUCUUCUGAAAGACUCUGGCUUAAGUACUUUACAUACAAAACUAAAUUAACUGUUUUUUUCUAUUAAAUAUCACCUCACUUCUAAUUUUUACUUUAAUUUCUAAUUUCUCAUUUGUAACCCGACGCGCACUCAC